Messenger RNA from Drosophila ficusphila, 1064 nucleotides. RefSeq lists its product as uncharacterized. The transcript has 3 exons. The record is from RefSeq and is a predicted model, not a curated record. Lineage: Eukaryota; Metazoa; Arthropoda; Insecta; Diptera; Drosophilidae. The coding region runs from base 130 to 591 and encodes 153 amino acids.
UGUAAAACGCACGCGUUCUUCUAAUUUGUUGCUGAUGUUUUGGGAGUGGUUUUGUUUGUCAAUUUAACGCGUCUAUUUACCUUAAGAUUAUCUGCUAUCUACCGUCCCGGAUUACUGACGAUACCACAGAUGAAACCCUGGCAGAUAGCGCUGGUGGCUGUGGCCGCCGUUUACUUGUGUUCGCAAGUAAGCUUUGUCGCCGGAUUGGAGUGUUAUGUGUGCUCGAACCAGACGGGCAAUACGGAAAAGUGCCUGAACACCAUCAAGACCUGCGAGUCCUUCGAAGACACCUGUGGUACCGAAAUCCGCUGGGGAUCCCAGCCUUAUUUCUCGGAGGGAGCUCUAAAGCAGUAUUACGUGUCGAAGAGAUGCAUGACCAAGGACCAGUGCCAGUCCAAGAGAAAGAGAUACAUGCAGCUCUACUGCACCCACAUCUGGUACGAGGACUGGGCAUGCAACGAGUGCUGCCAGGGAGAUCGGUGCAACUACUUCGUGAUUAGUGCUGCUCCAUCAAGUCGAGGUUAUGGCGUCGGAGUGACCCUGGGGAUCACCCUUCUGAGUCUUGGAACUUGGCUCAUUUUACGCUCUUAGCCAAUAAAGUUAACCUACGCACAUUCCGGUUACUGUAAUAUUUCAAAAAGCCGUCCAUAAGCUAAGUUUAUAAACCGUCCAUUUCUGAAGAUCACAAGUGCCUUGACUUCAAUUACUUGAUUGACGCCUUUUAGAGUAGACUUUCCUCUCGAAUACUUUACCAAUUUUAGAUUUCUUAUAGAAGACUUUACACAUUUUAAAGCAAAUUUUAGAUACGCCGUCUGUUUCGUAGCAUUAAGAGAAAUUCAAAUUGUGUUACUUACACAGUUCACAAAAAAACAGGGUUUUCACUUGUUCAGCUCGUCUUACCCGUAUAUACCAUGUCAGUGCCUAAUUAAGAACCGAAAUAUGCCUUAUUCAUGUUUUAUACAAAUGACUAUUCUUUCAAGUUGAAUGUCCUGUGCAAUAAAUCCCCUUUGACGUCUUUUUGGCGCUUUAAUAUAUAAAUAUUACACACUUACACAUCAAAAGUA